Molecule: messenger RNA, 3419 nt
Organism: Mauremys reevesii (Reeves's turtle)
Lineage: Eukaryota; Metazoa; Chordata; Testudines; Geoemydidae
Product: RNA-binding protein 14-like
Exons: 2
Coding region: 29-379 (116 amino acids)
Biological process (GO): mRNA splicing, via spliceosome
Cellular component (GO): cytosol; nuclear speck
Molecular function (GO): mRNA binding
Source: RefSeq, a predicted model, not a curated record
GCGCCCCGGUGCCAGCUCGGCCGCGGCCAUGCGUCCCGGAGUGAAGCUGUUCGUGGGGAACGUGCCCGAGGAGGCCACAGCCGAGGAGCUGGGCGAACUGUUCACGGGCGCGGUGGGCCCGGUGCUCGGCGUGGCCCUCAUGAAGCAGUUCGCUUUCGUGCACCUGCGGGAUGAGGCGGCCGCUGUUCGCGCCAUCGCCCAGCUCAACGGGCACCAGCUGCACGGCCGCCGCAUCGUGGUGGAGCCGUCCCGCCCGCGGCCCACCAACACCUGCAAGAUCUUCGUGGGUAACGUUUCGGCGGCCUGCACCAGUGGAGAGCUGCGGGCGCUCUUCCAGCAGUACGGGCCCGUAGUGGAGUGCGACGUGGUGAAAGAAUGAUCUGAAUUUAUUAUCUCAAGAAGAACCUGUGCUGCAACCCCAGGAACGAUGUAGACAACUGCUGCACAUUGUGUCUUUGAAAGUCGAAGACUUGAGUUCCUUCGUGCUCUAGUAGGGCUAAGAAUGCCAUAGCAUAUCUGGAAUCGGUUUUUUGUUUGCGACUCCUGAUGCUAAUGUCUCCAUUAAUCAGACAUAAGCUGCUCAUGCAGGAUUCCUAAUAAAUGCAAUUCACAAUGACUGUUGCUCAGUAUUGUUUUUAUAACCCGAGCAAUUGCUUUCUCUGAAUAGAAGAGCAAAUGCUCUUUUAUGUAACAUUAAAAUCCUUUUUCUUUUUACACCGGUGUUAAGUUUGCAGUAGAUGUGAUGUUCGAAUCUAUACAUCUGAAAUGAGUUAGUUUUUGUAUUGACUGUAAAUAAAAUAUGGGCUAUUUACAGUUUAGAAAGUUGUCUGGUGUAUUUUUUCUUCCAGUUUAAUUGGUUUCAGGGGUAAUGUCCCAUGUUCUUUAACUCUCUUCCUUUUGUCCUAAAGGUAAAUCAAAGGACUUUAAUGAGUGCAUACAUACAGCACCACUGCAAGGCAGCCAGCUCUAGGGAAGAAAUGUGGUAGCCAACGGGUGCACAACAGUAAAGAGAGCUGGAAUAUUGUCCAAGAGCAGGCCAGAUCUCUGUUCUUAAGAUGUGCUGUAAGAUUUGUUGUUGGAUCAUAGGUGUGCCCCUUAACAGACAUGUCAGAGGUCCCUGGGAGCUUAAUAGUUUAAACAGAAAAUGUGCUUGGGAGAAGAGCAGUGGAUGACUUCAUUUCCUAAAGUGGGUCAACUAUCUCAUCUUAAUUCCCAUUCCAAAGUACCUCUCCCCAGAGACUGCCUGGUACCAGAUUCAUUUAUCUCUGCAGCGUGGAGCUCUCCAUCAGCUCUUCUGGGCAUUUAAACCUGCAAUUUGAAGGUAUUAGGUGUUUGCCAUCUACAUGAUGCCAGAAUUGAACUUCCAGUCCCUGCCCUGAAUUUGUUACAGCAUAAAUUAGAUCAACAUGGAGCCUGAAACUGAUAAAGGACAGGCAUAGAGAAGGGAAAGACAAGGGCUAAGGAAAUGUCUUGCCUUGAGAGAAUGUUCUGAAUUUUCUAAGUAAGGCAAAGUAGCUAGGAAGAAGCAAGUGGCCUACAUGUUUAAGGGCAGACUAAAGGAAUGAUUUCUGAAGGACUGAAAACGGGGGACAGGAAAAGGAUGUCUCUCUGCAUGAAGACUAGUGUGGAAUCAGAGGUGAGGUUAGCAAGAGAGGGGAGAAGAGGUGAGCUGUGAGGGCAAGGAUCAAGGAGGAGACUCACUUUCAAGUGGAUUGGGGUGGGAGUGGAUUUGAUGAAUGUUAAAAAAAAAAAAAAAAAAAAAAAAAAAAAGAUCCGACAAGAAUGGUUGUGGCUUGCUGGACUUUAGGGGCAUGUUACAUCUGCAAGGAUUAAGGAUAUUCAAAAUCCCAACUUGCUUCCUGGACUCUUCCUGAUGUUCCAUCUGGCUGCACCUACCACAUGACAAUGAUGUUAUCUACUGGGGUUAGAACCUGCUUGCUCCCUCCUGAUGGUGACAACAGUGGGUUUUUUUUUAUUAGUAGCAAUAAUGUUGCUGCUCUUUCUAGAAGCUCUUUGAGGUGGAGUGAUUUUGAUGGACAUCUUCGUCACAGGCCAGCCAAAGUGAUGACUUAUUAAUUUCCUUCUUUAGGAUGCGAGGCAUUUUAAUUCUUACUCUAGAUUGUGUUCUCUAUUGGUGAGGGCUUCUUUCCCGCUAUAGGUGUCUCCUGGGUGGUAGUCAGGGCCGGCUCCAGGUUUUCUGCUGCCCCAAGUGGGGGGAGGGGGAGUCGCGGCAGGGCAAUUGCGCUGCUGCAGAAGACCCGAAUGUGUUGCCCCAAUAGCGGCCAGAGUGCCACCCCUUGGUAUUGGCCACCCCAAGCACCUGCUUCUUUAGCUGGUGCCUGGAGCCAGCCCUGGUGGUAGUGAAUAGUUCACCUUUGUAUUUACUCAGUCCCGUCCUAAACCAAGAGGACUGAUAAUGUGACUUCUCAUCAAGCUUCCUUUGUGUAGUCCAUGAGGUGUAGCCACCUCACCAGACUGAGAUUCUCUCUCCAAAUUGACAAAUGCAGGAGCUACCUCAACUUUUUUCUAGAAGAUGCAUAUUUUUGUAUGUUUCAGUCAUUUAUAUCUGAUUUUGAAAUUGAUGUGGUAUGCAGUUGCCUUGCCCACUGGGUGGUUGUUUAGAUUUUGCUUCACUUACUAUAUCCACAAAUAUUUAGCCUUCCAAUAUGUUGAGUGAACCUGUUUAACUUCUUAAAAUGCACUUAAAAAUAAAUGCAGACAGGUAAAUGAUUAAACUUGAGUAGGAAAACAGUUUCAGUUAGAAAUUUAGAUUAUGGUUCAAUGAUUUUGUACCCAGAAAACUUUGAAAUUCUGUAGUUAUUGGAAUUGGUGAAAAUAUAGCUGUGGGUGUGAACUUCUUGCAUUUUUUUUUAGUUUUUAGGUAACAUUCUCUGCUCCAUCUCAAAUAUCCAGUCCCUAGUACACUUGCUGUUCUGUAGCUGUUGUUGAAAGUCUAGGUUGGACAUGGAAAUUUAAAUUAAACAUGUUCUAGAUUAGAAGAAUUUUUUAAUUCAGCUAGAAGAAAUAGGUAAUUCAGCUUUGUCACUCAUGCAUGUAGAAAAUGGUGUCUGUCCUUUGGGCAGAAUUUACAGUUAGGUUAUGUACAUACCUCUGUUCUGAAUCUUUUUAUCAUCAAGCCAAAAAUCUUUCUCAACAGUUUUAUAAUCACUUACCAUAUGAGUAAGUAGCUUUGUACUGAUUGUAACUGAUUUUUGUGUGUUUUUAUGUAACUAGUAACACAUGGUUGACUUUUGAUCUCAUAUGCCAAAGUUUGAGUUUUUUUCAUUGCUGAUGUGUUUAUUAAAAUGUCUAGAAUGUUCUUUUUGUAUUCUUCUAUCUGUUUGCCUUUGAAUUGUGAAAUUCAGUAGAAGCUCUUUUUGUUUUGUUUUUUUAAAACUAUCUUGCGUUCUAAUCCUAGU